GGCGUGCUCGUACGUGCAACUGCUAGACUGGGCUGGAAUAGACAUCAAAUAUCGCUGGGGCUCGCUCAGCGCCUGCCUAAAGUUGCCGCGAUACGUGCAGCGACACUACAGCUGCCGUCGUGUCGCCCAAAAGCAGAGAUGCCACGAUAUGUGCUCGCAUUGGUGUUCGCCGUCGGACAGAGCCUCGUCGCAAGCGUCGCGACGCCCUCACGACGACCAAGAACAAUCAUACGCGCCGAGCCGCCGAACGUGCCCCAGGACCUGCCCUUCGACAUCCAGCGCCGCGUCGACGAGGCGAAGCGCCGCCAGACCGAGCGCCAGACCGAGGACACCCAGCGCAAGCGCCUGCGCAAGAAGGAGCUCCUCAAAGCGUUACAAUUGGCCAAGCUGCGGCGCCAGUUCUCCGCCUUCGGCUUCGAUGAUGUGGAUCGCGAGCUGAAGCGCGUCGCGGCGGCGCGGCGCGACCAGGACUCCUUCUCCAAUAUUACAUUGGGCGACAGGGCCUCGUGGCUCGGGCCCCUCGCCGAAGGAUUAUUACCGCCGAAGCCGGCGAACGAGCGCCCCGUCGUCAAGCUCAACCGGCCGCCCGUCGCCAAAGGGUUGAAGUUUCCGACGGAAGACGCGCACCCGCCGCCGGCUCCCGCGCCGCCCGUGGGGGCCAGCGGUCUGCGGCCCGUGCCGCCGAAGCCGGGGUUGCCAAAACUGCCGAGCGAGCCGCUCCCGUCCCUGAAAUUGGAGAAGGUCCGCGUCAAGACCAAGAGCGAGGUCUACGAGCCGCUCACGGAGCGCGACACGACGGGUGGGAUGGCGCGGGGCCUCGCGCGCGACGACACCGUGUCCUCGCUCUAUUGCUCGACCCCGGCCUGCGCCGACGACGUGGAACCGGCGAAAAUAAAACGGCGCUUUCGCCGCGUCGACGCCGCGCUGGGCCGCUACGCGAAAGCGCCGCGGCGCUGGUGGUUCCGGCGGCCGCGUGCGGCGGGCGUCGGGCGGCGGAAGGGGUGACCGCGGAUCCUGUGUUUGAUAAGAUGCUUGUGUGAUAUU
Molecule: messenger RNA, 1044 nt
Organism: Pelagomonas calceolata
Lineage: Eukaryota; Pelagophyceae; Pelagomonadales; Pelagomonadaceae
Source: the annotation of a GenBank genome assembly